Molecule: messenger RNA, 429 nt
Organism: Drosophila santomea
Lineage: Eukaryota; Metazoa; Arthropoda; Insecta; Diptera; Drosophilidae
Gene: COX7C
Product: cytochrome c oxidase subunit 7C, mitochondrial
Exons: 3
Coding region: 90-290 (66 amino acids)
Biological process (GO): mitochondrial electron transport, cytochrome c to oxygen
Source: RefSeq, a predicted model, not a curated record
AAGCUAUCGACCAUCUGUCAUCUCUAUUCUGCGCACCCACUGCGAACUAUAUUUUUCUGGAAUUAUUAUUAAAUAAGUCAAAUUGCAAAAUGUUGGGCCGCAGCAGUGUGAUUGCACGAAACUUUUCCCAGUCGAUGGUUCGCUUUAGCGGACAUGGCGGAGUCCCCGGCGAAAAUCUUCCCUUUGGACUGACCAACAAGUACAGGAUCACCGCUCUGUUCACCAUCGGCUGUGUCUUGGGUUUCGGAUCGCCCUUCCUGAUCGUCAGGCACCAGCUGCUCAAGAAGUAAGGUGCUCCCGUAGCGGCAGCAACAACAAAUGUAAGAUGUAGCGUUAUCUGCUAAGUUGGCCGGGAGGCCAUUACAGUGUGUUACAGCUUAAAUUUAAGUUAAAAGUGGAAACAAAAUAAAGUUACCCAUAACCGUAGAA